AUGGCUCCUUUAGUUAUUCGUGAUUCUGAUGAUGAUAGUUCCGACCCACCGCGUACGACAAAAAAAACUCGCGUCUCAGCACACGCAAGUUCAGAGCUAUCUGAGCUUACCGUAUCCUCCACAACGUCCCAACGCGAUUCUCUCAAAGUCGCCAAAAUCAUCACUCGAGAUGAUGCCAGUGAUGACGAAGAACCGACUUACACCUGUGUAGUGGAAGGUAGUAAGAAAAAAGUCAAACUCAAGGAAUCACAGCUGGAAAAGAAGAUGGUCUCUGCAUUCAAAAAAGCGAGCGAGACUGUCACUAUUGAGGAUUCUGACGAUGAUCACACCGAGUCAGGUAAUGCGCGAAGUGAAAGCAAGUCGGACACCAAUUUCAUUUCAGAUGACUCAGAUGAAGGCGGCAAACGCAAGAGACGUAGUGGAAAUCGUCGUGAAACUAGGACCUCCGGCAGAGAUACACGCGACAGUGAUAGUGGCAAUAGACGUAGUACUCGCGAUACUCGUCAUCGAGGUAGCCUCAAAUUGAAGGACCCCAUCAUGAGCGAGGAGCUGAGAGAAUCAGAAUCUGAUGAACAUGACAGCGUCAAGGUCCACAGUACUCGAGCCCAGAGGAAAAGCGAUCGAGAUCAAAAGAAACGCGAUCGAGAUGAAAGUGAGGAUCUCACCGAGCGUGGAAGCUCGCAACCACGAGCACACAAAGCCAAAUCACCUCGAAAAAUCAAAACCAAGCUCCGAGUUGGAGAUCGCCCUCGCGAUGAACACCAUGAGUCCUGCGCGAAAUGUUCUGGACCAUUCGAACCAGACUUGGUGAAGAACUGGAAGAAAGCCAAUCAGCACCGCAGUGGAAAAAUCACCACACGUAGUUUACUUCAUAGGUUUCCGACUCUUGAUGAUGUAUAUGAUCAGGGAUGUUGGGUCGACUGUAGUGAUUGUUCAAUGGGAUAUCACUAUGGGUGUCUGCCAUUUGAGAUGAGAAAGGACAUAGCCCGCCAACAUAAGCAAGAAAGAGAGGCACUCUUGCUCAAGGAGCAGAACGAAGCAGCGGAUCAACGUCAAGACACACCUUCUACUGGUGAAGCAGUUUCAGCCAUGAAAAAAGAACAAUUGCCGAAUAUUCGGUUGUCAAUCAAAUGUCCAAUGUGUAUCAAACCACACGGCGGAGAGUGUAUGAUCUGUGGAAACGGGCUCGAAUCGGCUCAGACGAUUGAUGGUAAGGGUUCUUCAUCAACUCCCGCUACAGCUUCAGCACAAGUCAAAGUGGCUGAUAAGGACGAGAAGGAACCUCAGACAAACGUCAAAAAGCCGCAAUUGUCAAAACCUGAUGAUUCGGAUGUUGAUGAACUGGAAGUCGAUACAUCUAACGAUCAGCCAAUCUUCUUUCGGUGCACCAGCUGUAAAAGACCUGCCCACUAUCUUUGUCUGCCGCCUAGUGAAGAAGAACCCGAAGACGACAUCGAUAGAAUUGCCGAAUACUGGCAGAGUGACUGGACUUGUAAGGACUGUAAUGAAUUGGAGGAGCUCUCUAUACAAUACAUUAUAGCUUGGAGAAAGCCAAUGUCUUUAAACUCUAGUCAAGAACACAAAAAUUCUACCAAGUCCAAUGAUCAGCUUGUUGGAACGCUGCACAGUCCAUCUAAAGGUAGAAAGGUUGAGAAAGCCGCCAAAACUCAACUCCCCGACAUCAAGGAUCCGUUCGACCAGGCCGAAUAUCUGUGCAAAUUUGAGGACUUCAGCUUCGCUGAUUGUUCAUGGGUCCCACAUUCAUACAUGGCCGCCAAACAUACGAUCAAGCUACGAAACUUUUUGUCAAAAGGGCCUCAACUUGACUUGAAACAAUUGAAUGGGCUGGCGGAUGAAGCAGAGGAAGAGGACUCUGGGGACGAAAACGAAGACGAAUCAUUGUUUAACCUGGAACCUGACCAAGAUGCGGAAUCGAAGAUACCGAAGGCGUGGCUCACGCCCGAAAGGAUUUUAUCAGUGGAAUUCGCGAAUGAAAAACUGAUCGACGAUAUGAAAGAGAAGGAUAUCCCUACGACAGCUAAAGGAAUGUAUGAUAGAAUCGAGAGAGCUUAUAUAAAAUGGGAAGAGCAAGCAUAUGUAUCCUCGACUUGGUCGGACAAAACGCCAAAGGAUUCACCAUACUUUCCCGCUUUCAUGGCUGCAUUAGAGCAUUAUGUCAAAUUUCGCAAGUUUGUCGUACCCGUAGUCAAACAUGAGAAGGAGUUGGCCAGACUGGACGCUCCUAGGCCCCACGGUUCCUUCGUUGCUUUCGAAACACAACCGGACUACAUUCCGCACACACUGAUGGAUUUCCAGUUGGAAGGAGUCAAUUUUUGUUAUUAUAACUGGUAUUCACAGCACCCCACCAUCUUAGCAGACGAGAUGGGGCUAGGGAAAACUGUUCAAAUUUGCUCACUGAUCGCCGUUUUGACCAAGAUAGAAAAGAGGAUGCCAUUCCUCAUUUGUGUUCCUAACAGUACUAUUGGAAACUGGGUUCGUGAGUGUGCCAAAUGGCUUCCAGAUCUUAAAUGUGUUCCCCUUCCUGGGGCCUAUGAUUCAUGCGAGAUUGUGGAACAAUGGGAGCUGUUCAAAACAUUGCCGAAGUGCAAACCGCAGCUUUCAGCUCAUGUGGUCAUAGCGACCUAUCAAGCUGCCGAGAAAAACGUUGCGGUUCUGGCAAAAGUUCAAAGAUGGGAAGCUGUGAUUGUGGACGAAGGUCAAAGGCUCAAGGCAGGUCCCAAAGGAGGUCUCUUCAAGGCUUUACACAGCAUGAAAGCCGGUCACAGAAUCUUGAUGUCGGGCACCCCACUGAACAAUAAUCUUCGAGAACUCUUCAACCUUUUGAGCUUCUUGAGUCCCGAGGAAUACCCUCUUGAUGUCAUUGAUGAGUUGGAACAGCGCUAUCAAGAACUAACGCCCGAGUUAAUCGAAGAACUUCGUAACACCAUUCGCCCCUAUAUGCUAAGACGUACUAAGGAAACCGCUUUAGAGCUACCCAAAUUGACAGAGAUUAUUGUACCAAUAUCGAUGAGACCACUGCAAAAGAAAGUCUACAAAGGAUUGCUUUCCAAAAACGUCGCGGUCAUCACGGCAAUAUAUUCAAAAAAGAAGAACAAACAUUCCAAAGCAAGCUGUAUGAACUUAUUGAUGCAAUUGAGGAAGGCGCUUGCACACCCUUACUUGAAUGAUCCCGAAAUCGAACCGGACGUUAGUGAUGAACAAACUCAUGAUAAUCUGGUUGAGGCGUCUGGAAAACUAGUUUUUCUUCAAAAGUUUAUACCGAAACUCUUGAAACGAGGUCAUCGCAUUUUGAUUUUUUCACAGUUCACGAUCUUCCUUGACAUCAUGGAACGAUUUCUAGAGGGAGAGGAGCGACCAUACCUACGACUGUCUACCUUACAGGACGGUACAACUUCACAACUAGACCGACAGACUCGAAUCGAUGCAUUCAACCGCCCCAAUUCUAAUCACAACCUAUUUCUGCUGUCCACUCGGGCAGGUGGAGCGGGCAUAAAUCUAGCCACAGCGGAUACGGUCAUUAUUCUGGAUCCCGACUACAAUCCUCACAAUGAUUUGCAGGCUAUCAGUCGGGCACAUCGAUUUGGCCAGAAGAAACCUGUCAAUGUGUUUAAACUGAUGACCUCUGCUUCAGCUGAAGAAAGAAUUGUCCAAAUGGGAAAGAGAAAGCUAGUUUUGGAUCAUCUCGUUAUUCAGAAGGUCUCUGAAGAAGAGACCGAGGCGCACGAUGUUGAGAACAUCCUCCAAUACGGAGCCAAGGAACUCCUCACUGCGUCCGAGGAAGCCUUACAACAAGACAUACGAUACACCGACGCGGAGCUAGACGAAUUGAUUCAGCGUACUACCGAGGAAGCAAAAACGAGUGAACCCGCCGAUCCUGCUAAGAAAGACGAUAAAACGUUUGCAUUCGCUCGAGUUUGGGAGGGAGGUUCGCGUGGGCUGACUAGUCUGGACAAAGUGGGAGAUGCCGAGGCAAAUGAAAAUGUUCAAGAGCAGCGAAGUUUUUGGGACAGUGUUCUGCAAGCUAAUCAAGAAGAGGAGCAAUCUUCAGCUGUAAAUAAUGAGACUGAAACGGGACGUGGAUAUCGUAAGCGUAGAGAUGUUGCUUAUGUCAUCGCCGACCUAGAUCCUUCACCUAAGAAGCGCAAAACGGGGCCGUCAAAGAAUGACGAUGACGAUAUGAAAGGUGAUGGGGAUUUCCAGCUACCGGAAGACAUUGUCGAUUCGUCCGACGACGAACCCGGCGGACCAAGGCCUGAUGAUGAGGAUAUCACUGUACUGUUGAACGAUACUGUCCCAGCUGAUCCAAUGGCUAUUGCGGCCAAAAAGGCGGCCUCUGAAGAAAGAAGGAGGCAGAAACUGGCUGAUCGAUAUAGCAGAAUGGCACAGGGCCCGGUCGAUUGGCCAGCCCAUCACAUGACGAAUCAGCAGCUUCCACAAGCAAAUCCAGCUCAGUAUCUUCCCAAUUCGAGUACACAUCCGCAAGUCAUGAAUUUAGCAGUGCAAAGUUCCCAGCCAGUUGCUCCAAAGCCGAAGCAUCCAAAAGUGACUAAUAUCACUAUGCCCAAUCUUGAUGGGCUGAAUUCUGCCGCAUCAAAGCGUGCAAUGGACAUGGUUUUGCGCGAUAUUCAACAGAAAGCCAGAGCGCUCAGCGAUCCAGCAUUGGAUCAACUAUUAGACUCAAUGAGAGGACAACCAUCUUCACGCCAGAAAGAGAUUAUGAGUGAAGCAGCAGUAUUGGUUAGGAAGUUGACCAGACGUAAAGCUAGACAAGCAAAAAUAGCACAACAAGCGAUAGCUAUGGAUCAGCAAGUGCACCGGCCAGCGAACCCGAUGCAACACCAACCAAUGCACGGACCGCCAGUUCACCCGCCACACUUACAGCAGCAAGGCAUGGGGUUAGCUUUGCAGCAACAGCAAUACAGCCCGAUGUAUGCAACACAACCUCAUCAAUCGACAUCUGCACGGAGUCCACAUCCACCUGGACCACUACCUCCCCCCCGUUUCUUAGAAACCAAUCCAAAGUCAAUCAAACCUUAUUUACAAAACCCUACUCUUCAAACUUCUACUAGUCAACCUUGGCCAAGUAUGGAAACCAGUCGAGCUCAAGCGAAAUCCAUGGAAUAUAGAAACUCUAUGGGUAGUACUAGUUCAUCUAAAACCAAAUCAAGUAAAGAAAAAUCACGGAAAGAAAAAUCACCUAUUACGCAACCUAGUGGGCAAUCAUCAAAUGGACAGAUCCAGAGAGGACCUGAAGGUUGGGGUAACUGGCAAAUUUAA
This is a messenger RNA of Melampsora larici-populina 98AG31, 5298 nucleotides long. RefSeq lists its product as uncharacterized. Lineage: Eukaryota; Fungi; Basidiomycota; Pucciniomycetes; Pucciniales; Melampsoraceae. Gene Ontology annotation, cellular component: chromatin; nucleus. Gene Ontology annotation, biological process: chromatin remodeling; negative regulation of transcription by RNA polymerase II. Gene Ontology annotation, molecular function: ATP hydrolysis activity; ATP binding; chromatin binding. Bases 1 to 5298 code for a protein of 1765 amino acids. The transcript is spliced from 18 exons. The record is from RefSeq and is a predicted model, not a curated record.